CUUUUGUCAUGAUGGCCAGCUACCCCGAGCCCGAGGACGCCGCGGGGGCCCUGUUGGCCCCGGAGAACGGGCGCACAGUCAAAGAGCCCGAGGCGCCGCCGCCGAGUCCGAGCAAAGGCGGCGGGACAGCACCGGAGAAACCGGACCCCGCGCAGAAGCCCCCGUACUCGUACGUGGCGCUCAUCGCCAUGGCGAUCCGCGAGAGCGCCGAGAAGAGGCUCACCCUGUCGGGCAUCUACCAGUACAUAAUCGCCAAGUUCCCGUUCUACGAGAAGAACAAGAAGGGUUGGCAGAAUAGCAUCCGCCACAACCUCAGCCUCAACGAGUGCUUCAUCAAGGUGCCGCGCGAGGGCGGCGGCGAGCGCAAGGGCAACUACUGGACGCUCGACCCGGCUUGCGAGGACAUGUUCGAGAAGGGCAACUACCGGCGGCGCCGCCGCAUGAAGAGGCCCUUCCGGCCGCCGCCAGCGCACUUCCAGCCGGGAAAGGGACUCUUCGGGUCGGGAGGAGCGGCGGGUGGCUGCGGCGUAGCGGGAGCGGGGGCGGAUGGCUAUGGCUACCUGGCGCCGCCCAAGUACCUGCAAUCGGGUUUCCUCAACAACUCCUGGCCCCUGCCGCAGCCGCCCUCGCCCAUGCCCUACGCCUCCUGCCAGAUGGCUGCGGCCGCUGCAGCAGCUGCGGCAGCCGCUGCAGCAGCCGGCCCGGGCAGCCCCGGUGCAGCCGCACCCGCCAGUCCGGCCACCGCUGCACCCCCGGCCCCCGCGCCCACCAGCGCGCCGGGCCUGCAGUUCGCCUGCGCCCGGCAACCCGAGCUCGCCAUGAUGCAUUGCUCUUACUGGGACCACGACAGCAAGACGGGAGCGCUGCACUCGCGCCUGGAUCUCUGA
Myodes glareolus (Bank vole) is the source of this 887-nucleotide messenger RNA. NCBI's taxonomy places the organism in Eukaryota, Metazoa, Chordata, Mammalia, Rodentia, Cricetidae. The record is from RefSeq and is a predicted model, not a curated record.